AUGAAUAAUUUAACGUGGUUUAUUUUGAUAUUAUCAGCAAUUAAAAUCUUUGCUGAUGACAGUUUAAGUACAGCGGAGACUGUUGUUGUACCUGAAGUGCAUACAUUUAGAAUAGCUAGUUCAAAGUACCGAUCUGACUCAUCGGAAGUGGAUUCUGAAUCAAAUAAUGAUAGUAAUGACGAUAAUGAAGAUGAUAAUAUGAACUGGCAUACUUUGGCUGAAAAUUUGGAUUUUUACAAUACGAAGACACUUGUUAAAAAUUGGAAAGAAAAUGAAUACCCUGUGAAUCCACAAUGUGCUAAGGAUAUUACGCGAUUUGUCAAAGGGCUCAGGAAUCAAGAGCCGUGGGCUCUUAAAGCGGACGAUGCUUCUGGAAGAUUCACCAACGGUUUCUUCUGGGGAAACUCGUACUUCAUUGGAUCAGCUACCGAAUGUACUUACAUCGGUUAUAAUUACACCAAAGCAAAUGAUAAGUUUGCGACAUCGGGGAGUCACUCAUCAGAACCAAAGAAAAAAAACGUUGGAUUUUCUGGAAGUCAAUUAUUUUCAAACUCUCUUCCCGACCAUCCGCCUUAUAAACUUGGAUUUUUUACACUUACUAUUCUAGUAAAUAACACCAUUAUAACCCCAGUCUCUAGAUCUAUUCAACUAGGUGUUUGUCUUCCUUUUUCUUGCACCGCUGAAGACAUUUUUAUAAUCGCUAGAUUAGCGGCUAAUGAAGAUGCUAAGAAACAUUUUGCUAUUGAAAAAGUUCGUGAUCAACACAAUCAAUAUGAUAUUUACUCAGAUAACGUUUUUUGGACUCUUGUAGGAAGUAGUGUGAUUGUGAUUAUACUGAUGAUUAUUGGUACAAUAUUGGAUUAUUACAUCACAUUUACCGCGACAAGACAACAGGAAACUACCAUUUACGAUCUUGAGAAACAUGUUCAGCUGAGACACAGUAUAAAAUUACAUCAGGAAUUAUCAAACGAUGGUUUGGAUUCAGCGACGACCACAUCGACUAAUAGCUGCAGUAGCAACGAUAAUAAUAACAAUAAUGACAUUGAUGAUGAAGAAGAAACUGUGGAGAGAAAAAAUAAAAUGAAGAAUCAUAAUCCGCUAAAUAAUACCCCGUCAUCAGUUUCAUCUGCUAAUGAUGAAGAGUUAAGCGUGAUAAAGGAGCUUUUACUUUCAUUUUCCGUAAGAGAAAACAUGAAAACAAUUUGCGAUUCCUCUGUCGGAAGAGAUACCAUCAGCACUAUUCACGGUUUGAGAGCCAUCUCCAUGGCUUGGGUUAUCUUAGGACACACGUGCAUCGUUAUAUUCAAGUACUCAGAUAAUAUGGAGUACCGUAAAGUUGUUGAAAAAAAUUUUCUCUUUCAAACGAUAACCAGCGGUGCAUUUAGCGUAGACACUUUCUUCUUCAUGGGUGGUUUACUCGUGGCUUAUCUGUUUUUUCGUACCAACGCGAUGGGCGAUCUCAAUAAAUUAACGCAAGGAACCCAUGGAUUCGUUGCUGGGCUAUUGAAGUUUAUUGGUCUAUUGCUCUACCGCUUUAGUCGGCUUACAACACCUUACAUGUUUAUUUUGGGCGUUGUGCAAGUUACCAUGAAGUGGUUUCAUGCUAAUUCUGUAUUUGAGCCACCGACUAAUGACCAUGAAAAUUGUCCUAACUAUUGGUGGAGAAAUUUACUCUAUAUCAAUACGCUUUUUCCUGUUGAUCAAAUGUGUAUGCUAUGGAGUUGGUACGUAGCAGAUGAUACUCAAUUUUACGUAAUUGGAGCAGUAAUCUUAGUAAUUGCAACCAAUCACAUAAAAGUCGCAACUGUAUUUGUCGUUGCGUUACUUGUAAGUUCAUGGCUGACUACGGGAUACAUUGCACUUAUUAAUAACCAUAUGCCAAGUAUAGAUGACCCGUUGGCGCUCUUCGAUAAAAUUUACGACAAACCUUGGACUCGAAUGGGCCCAUAUUUAAUCGGAAUGUCCGUUGGAUACAUUCUUUUCAAGACUGAUUGUAAAAUCAAGAUGUCCAAGGCUACGGUAGUCGUAGGUUGGCUCCUUUCAAUAGCUUGUCUUUUAAGUUUGAUCUACGGCCUGUACGAAGCUGAACUGACACCAGUUACAGCGGCUGCUUAUUCCUCAUUAAGUCACAGUGCUUGGGCGCUCGGCUUAUCUUGGAUCAUUAUCGCCUGUAGUACCGGAUAUGGUGGAUGGGUUAAUGAAAUUUUAUCAGCCCCUAUUCUAUAUCCAUUUAGCAGAGUUACUUACUGCGCGUACUUAGUUCAUCCAAUAAUUAUUCGAGUAUCUGCGAUGCAUUUAGAUUUGCCAUUCCACCUUGGCAAAGAUACAGUUGUGAUAGUAUUUAUCGGACAAUUAAUACUGUCUUAUCUGAUUUCGUUUGUAGUUUCAUUAUGUUUUGAAGCUCCAGUUGUCAGUAUGCUCAAAAUUCUCUCACCCAAGAAAAAGAAAAGAAUUUUCUAA
Cotesia congregata is the source of this 2460-nucleotide messenger RNA. Lineage: Eukaryota; Metazoa; Arthropoda; Insecta; Hymenoptera; Braconidae. The record is from the annotation of a GenBank genome assembly.